Molecule: messenger RNA, 474 nt
Organism: Lachancea fermentati
Lineage: Eukaryota; Fungi; Ascomycota; Saccharomycetes; Saccharomycetales; Saccharomycetaceae
Source: the annotation of a GenBank genome assembly
AUGUCCAACCCAGCUAUGAAGCAGUACUUCAAUUUACUUCCAGAUAAAUUAAGAACAUUCUUCAAGAAGUUUCCUCCUAAUGUGAAGUACAGCGAUCGACCAACGCUGGUUAACUCACCCGAUGCUAAUCCAUUCUUACCUAACAAACACCCUGUUACAGGCAGAUACCACAACCCAAAAUAUUCAUUGAGACGUAUGAGUGAUCUUUACAAGCUUGCUCACCAAUAUGGGCUACAGAACCUUUUACCACCGAACAAAAAGCUAUUUUUUGAGGAGAAGUAUGACCAGAAGAAAUUGAUGAAGGGUGUUUUACUUCCCAAAGGGCACAAAUAUGAGCUUCGGUACGAUGAAAAGAUGAAGAAGAUGGAAGAGGCAAUUAAAAAUGCCGACCAGUUCAUUUUAGAGACAAGAGGUAAAAAGUACCUGAAAAAAAUCGAGAAAAGGAAACAAAAGAAUCACCAGAGCUGGUUUUGA